AUGGAGUUUGAUCAACUUGCCGAAAAAGAGGCAUCUCCAGUGGUCUUUCCAUUGCCGCAUGACGCAGCACAAGAGUUGGGUCUUACAUCGGAUGCAGGCCGUCGAUUUCAAGAACAGCUUCAAGAUCUUCAAGAACAGCUGGAGGCGGCACGACUUCAGGGCAGCGUUCAGCAGACAUCAACCGUUGGCUGCGAUCCGGGAGUGCCGGGAGUGCCGCAGGAGGAUGCUCCGAAGAUGUAUUUCUACGUGGUCCAACAUCUCCCGCAGAUGGAAACUGGAGGCUCAUCUUCUUCCACUUCGCGGCCAGAAACAUUGGCCCUGGACACCUUCGAUGAGGACCAUGAACCCUUGGACCACAAGUUCGUGGAUAGCCCCUCGCCCGCCCCAAAGGUGUUGAUGCGAGCCGUGAGGCUUGGCAAUUAG
Cladocopium goreaui is the source of this 423-nucleotide messenger RNA. Lineage: Eukaryota; Dinophyceae; Suessiales; Symbiodiniaceae. The record is from the annotation of a GenBank genome assembly.